Molecule: messenger RNA, 1269 nt
Organism: Sycon ciliatum
Lineage: Eukaryota; Metazoa; Porifera; Calcarea; Leucosolenida; Sycettidae
Exons: 4
Coding region: 272-961 (229 amino acids)
Source: RefSeq, a predicted model, not a curated record
CCUGGUACACGCAUGUAACUGUGUAACUGUUUGUGGAACGGACUACAUGUACUUUGAUCUGCGUGCAGUGCUUCGUUGUGCUGAAGUCUUUCCGGAUCUUCACUGCAGUGGCUCGAGUCUCUCGGUUCGUGCGUGUCCGCUUGCCCAAGCAGACCAUACGCCUGCUGGAAAAUCUGAUUAUUAGAUGCUCCCUGUGGCUGCGAUUGCUCGCUGCUUGACCCUCACCCCAACACAUCACGCUUAGUGAAGACUACUCUAAACGUGAUUCAAGAUGCCAUCCGCUUGGGAAAGCAAAGUUUUCAAGGGACUUACCUCCACAAUGAUCAGCACGCUCACAGCGGAUGAUUUACGAAGGGAGUGUGCGUCGCAAAGCCUGAUCACUCAGAGCCAAAAGACGAAGUUCGCAGCUCUCAUGGGUCCGGCUUUGCAAAACGAGGCCCUGUUGGACGCCGUACAAUCGGGAGACGACAGAUCGUUCCAUCUAUUCUUGGAGUGCGUUCGCAAAGUUGGGCCCGAGGCCAACGUAAGAGCGAUCCUGGAGAAACUGGACCAGAUUGACAAGUACCGAACAGCAGCGGCAGCACCCCAGGCCGCUGAGCCAGAUGCAUCUCCGAUCAGUAAGCCCCCAGCAGCUCCGAGGAAGCCGUGUCCUGACCCGUUCGAAUCAGACACGUAUAUUACCACGCUCCAUCCAUGGAUUAAGAAGCUGGACGCAACUGGACUUGCAGGGAAAGUGCAGGGACUGGGAAUGUUGACAGGGGAUCAGGUGACUGAGCUCGACAGGAUCAAGAAGAAUGAUGGAGGACCAGCUCAUAAUGCUAGGUUGCUGGAGAUCAUUCAUGGCGAGGAAAUCCACGGAUUUGUGAAGCUGUACAAAGCAGUCCUGACCGUCACAAAGAACAUUGACAAGCUAGACCAGAUGAAGUCACUCAUUCCCGAUGAAUAUUUGUCUGAGAAAUAGAGGUCAUAAUGUUAUAGUUUUUCACCCAGAAUAUUAAAUUUAAAGACGAGUUAGUCAUAACUCGUAACAUUUUGUCUUUCUUCUUUUCAGAAUAGACACUUAUCAUAUUUUUUAGUACAUUUUUUUAUUACAGUACCGCACCCGUCUUGGUAUUAGACUGUUGACUAGCACAGAAUGUACAAACCCACAGAACAAUCAACGGGGCCCUGAGCAUGACUGGACACUACAGGCUGCUGUACGGCUGACCAGUUGUAAUAUCCUUCUUUGCAUGUGUAUGCGGCUACAGAACCGCGCCGUCGGAAGCAGUU